AUACUUCGAUAAUCUGUUGUGAGUUGUGAAGGAAAGAUUCAGGAGAUGAUAAAUGAAAUUUUACCCGGUGACAAAGUGAAAAAAUCAGUGGUUUGCAAGUGAGCUGAGAGGCACGGUCAUCAAUUCACAGAAAUUGCGUUCCGUAUUUCGCGUAAAGUUUUAAAAUUAGACGUAAGAAUUCUCUCGAAGUAUGUAAAGUUUCCUGUCAUUGUGAAGUGCCAAUCACUGAUAAAGCCGUUCGAAAAUGACUUGUCACAGUGGCUCUGUUUACACAUCUCUUUGUUUGUUCGCACUCGCAUUUCUAGUCCAAUGCAACGCAGAAGUUACAGAAAGGAAAUGCUUUUCUACGGAACUGGAACAAUGUUGGACUGGAGAAACCUGUGAAAUUCACCAUUACCAUGCUGGACAAGGUGGUUUACCGGAUGGUAUUUGUGUGUGCCUCGGAGACCACAAAAGAAACGAAGAGGGCUACUGCAUCCCUGUGAAACCACAUCCUAGGCUGCCUACGCCAGCAAAAGUCAACUCUGAUACUAAGUCCUCAUCGGCAUCCAUAGCUGCUGGGGUCCUUGUUCCACUGUUCUUCAUUGGCUUUGCUGCCCUCUUCAUUCUUGGCCGUCGCUAUGCUUGGUGGCAGCGACUUAGACAGCCUCGUAUUAGGCACUAUGAUACAGCACUAGUUGGGGGUGAUCUUGAUGAUGAUCCUCCAAUUGCGUAAAGGUGAUUUUAGUGUGUAUCCUUGUGUUGUUAUUCAAUUUUAUUUUUUGUACAUUGGAGUCAAACAAUCUAUUAAGUGAUAUGGUAUUGAGUUCACAUGCCUGUUUCAAAGGUAAGCUAGUCCAGUUUUUUUGUUGCUGCUAUUGUAACCUGGGCAUUUUAGUCAUUUCACUAAACAACAUUUGUCUGUAGACAGAAGAAAAGGCUAUAUAACUGAUAUUGUAUGGAUCAAAAGUACCAAAUUAAGGUAAAGAUAAUUUUAAGAAAUGGUGUAAAUUUUUAAUAUUACUCAUAGUUUUGUGGAGGUACUGACUAAAGCAUGGUGUGAUAUUCGUUUUGGAGAGAUAUAUAUAUCUUUCUCAGAUCUGAAGUUCAAGUCAUGUAACUCAUUGAGUUGAAUUGGGCUUCCUUUUUUUUAUUCAUCCCAAGCCCAAGAUAGAGAAAAAGAGAGAAUUUUCCUGUUUUGUCUGUCCCUGUAUAGCUGGCUGGGUAUUAACUAAGUGUAUGUGCUUUAUUGAAGAGAAAUACCAUCUUUUAAUUACAUAAAUGUUUAAUAUUUUAUCUAAAAUGAGUAAAAUUUCUAAAUUCUCAUUGAUUAGUAAAGAAUGAUUUGUAUAUCAGAUUAUAACUACUGUUCUCUUAUAGAUUGAUUGUACAUAUGGAGUAUUUAUAGAUAGAUGAAUCCUUACUAGUCAAAUAGUAUUUGCACAAUAUGCUUUUACAUGUCGGAAAUAUUAUAUUGUACAUAUGGGUCUGUGGCAUUCUUUGUUUUUAUUUGUCAUUGUGAUAUACUGGCAGAUGCAAGCGUAAUUCCUUUACAUAUGUUUUCACUAAAAUCAAUGUAAUUGUUGCAUUGACGUUUUAACUCCCCACAGAUUAUUUUAAUAUUGUUAGGUUGUGUUAAAUGCUGUGUUGAUGUUUCCUUCUAAUACAUGUUUCCUACAAUUUUCUAGAAUAUUUCUAUUUUUUUUUCUUAGGUAUGUAGUGUGAACUGAGUUCCAGUACAUUUUUGGUUGUAAUUGACAGAAUAAUUGAAGUGAGUAAGCAGCAAAUGUCUUUGAUCAUAUUGGUUUAGGGCUGUGUUAUCAUGUCAUUCCACUGUUAUGAGUCGCAUCCUUCUUUUAUUAUUCAAAUUUUGUACAGGAAGUUUUCAAUUUUAAAUUUCAAGGAGCACAUUGCUUUCCAUUCGAUGUCAUACCUUUGUUUUAUUUAGAUGUACAUGCUUUGGCAUUUCGCACAAAUUGAUACAAUGAAAGAUUUGAGAACUGUCAAUAGACUGAAUAAUUCAUUAUGUAAACUUAUUUUUUACUGAUAUGUAUAUGCUAGGUAAAGCUUAUCAUUCAUUCAUUGAUCUCAAAAAUGCAGCUAUAAAUGAAUGUAGCAUUAUGCUAGCAAUGGGUCUCUUUCGACUUUGAAAACUUUCAAUGGUCUGCAAUAAACAUGAAAAACUGACUUUUAGCAAUUUUUAGUUUUUUGACUGUCAAAGUGAGUCUUUCUUUGCAUAAAUUUUGACUGGCCAGUCUGCUAAGUUUAAAUUGAGGCAUGAAGAGGUUCACUUUGACUAACUUUGACUGUCAAAAACUGGAAAUGGCUCUAAUGAGUUCUCAGUGAGUUUUUCUGUGUUUACCGGGUUGUUUCAGUUCAGCAUAAAAGAUCUUUGCCAAGAGCAACCCUAAUUCGACCUAGGAUGGCCUAACAAGAUGAAAAUGAAUUGAAUCGAAAGCCAAUUAGGUUUUGUAACUCUCCUGAAUAAUAAUUCUAUGAUAAGAAAGAAAAGCUGUGUUUUUGCUAGGAACUCUCACUCUGCUUCUUCUGUCAACAUCUAGAAAUAUUUUGCAAUUUCCAGUAACUUAAAGCUUAGUUUUAUGUUGUCAGUGCUCUCAGUGCAACAAGCGCAAUGUUGUUGCGGUGUUGCCUUUGAGUAUUAAGGUAACAUGAAUUAAAUUCUUCAUGUUGGUUCUUGUUGCAGGUUUUUACUGUCAUUGAUCUUUUGUUUCCUGGUGUGUUUUUCCAAGUUUUUAAAAUUUUAUGUAAAAGAAGUCUUUUCCAUCAUCAGACUAUGAACUUUGCAUGAACACAUUAUUACCUAGCUGUUCCCAAGCAUGGCAGAAAUUUUAUCAAGUCAAAAAAUAUUUGUUAUUUCAUUUUUGUCAUAUUCUUUGCCUCAAGUAACUGUAAUGAUUAAAUUACAAUUUUGUAAAUCUAAAAUAGACAAAUUUGAACACAACUAAA
Molecule: messenger RNA, 2946 nt
Organism: Frankliniella occidentalis (western flower thrips)
Lineage: Eukaryota; Metazoa; Arthropoda; Insecta; Thysanoptera; Thripidae
Exons: 3
Coding region: 245-715 (156 amino acids)
Source: RefSeq, a predicted model, not a curated record